Messenger RNA from Stylophora pistillata, 1044 nucleotides. RefSeq lists its product as uncharacterized. NCBI's taxonomy places the organism in Eukaryota, Metazoa, Cnidaria, Anthozoa, Scleractinia, Pocilloporidae. The record is from RefSeq and is a predicted model, not a curated record.
UUUAAGAUGAUUGAGAAACUUUUAAGUUUUAUUUUCCUUCUGGUUUUGAAUCAAGAGAUCACUUGGACACUGUGUCUAUCGACAGAAAAUAACCGUGUUCUAGUAGGCUAUGCCUUCAAACAGUUUAUCGCCAGAGACUGGUUAAACUGUAUUCACGCCUGCCAUGAUGAGCCAGGAUGCAUAUCAUACAACUACGAGACAUCAAAGGGUGCGAAUGGUUUGUGUGAGUUAAACGAUUGUGGAGUCGAGAAAUUGAACUACGGAGAUUGGCUUCUUAUUUACACCUUGGGGUUCGUAUAUCAGCAAAUAAGGAAAGGAAAGCAUUGUCUAUUCAAGAAUUGCCAAGAAAUUAAAAAGAAAUAUCCAAAGGCGAAAAGCGGCGUACAUUUAAUCGAUCCUUUACCAAAUUCUGAACCUAUCAGGUUAUACUGUGAGCUUGACAUUGCUGGUGGUGGCUUCAGUUUCCUUCCGCAAAGCCUCACACUGAGAUCAGAUGCUCAGCAAGUUGUUGACUCCCUCUUCAAAGACAAAAGAAACGUUUUGCUAAAGUUGAAAAUUAAAGGAAAUGGUAGCGAGUCGUACACGUUGAUUCAGCCCCAUCCAGAUUACAGUGAGACUUACUUUGGUGUUUUGGUCAACAACCACUCUUGUUACACUCAACCAAAGAACGACUUCAAGGAGUACAUCUUUCUUGCCAUCCUUCCUGAAUCUGUUACUAAUAACAAAACAACUCAGGGUUUCAGAUCCAAUGGAGACGUGAUCGAGUUUAAUAACAGCGACGGAAAUCCCAACAGCUUGCCUGCGUUUAUGCUAAACCAAAAUGGUCAGACACCUACAAGUUAUCUUAAUAAAUCAAACUAUGAAAGAAAAGGUGUUGCCGUAGACUGGUUAUCCAAGGCAAAGCUCAUCACCUCUCCCCAACACAAAAUGCCAAAAAGGUUUUUCUUUUUGACAGAACUUCACUUUGGAGGCGGUGGCUGUUAUACUUCUAGCGAUCGCUGGUCUAAAUUUGGCUUCAACUCCACAGCAAUUGGAAUCCGCUAA